AUGGCUCAGAAUCCCGAUGAUUUGGAUUUAUAUGCUAAAGAAUCUGAUGCUAUUAAGGUUUUGCUUAAGGAUCCGGAUGCCAUUUUUCAUGAAGUUAUCUCCUUCUAUAAGUCUCUUUUAGGGACUCAGGCUCCUUGGCUUCCUGUUGUUGACCUUGUUACUGUGAGGAGGGGUAAAAAACUUAGCUCUAUUGCUCAGAGUUAUCUCAUUCAGCCUGUUUCUCAUGCUGAAAUUGAUACUGCCCUUAAGGGAAUUGAUAACACUAAAGCUCCUGGUAUUGAUGGCUUUAACUCCUUUUUCUUUAAGAGAGCUUGGCAUAUUGUGGAAGAUGAUAUUUAUGCUAGUGUCAUAACUGCUAGACUUGCUGCUAUCAUUGGUGAGGUCAUUGAUGAUGCCCAAGCAGGUUUUAUUCCAAGCAAGCACAUUGGUGACAAUAUCCUUCUUGCAACUGAAUUGAUCAAAGGCUAUGAUCACAAAUUUAUCUCACCUAGAUGCAUGGUUAAGGUGGAUUUGAAGAAAGACUAUGAUUCAGUUGAGUGGGGAUUCUUGAUUACUGUUAUGCAGGAGAAAGGUUUCCCUCAGAGAUUUGUUAGUUGGACCUGGACUUGUCUUACUUCUGUUGAUUUGGGUAUUUUAUACCCGGCUAGGUGGCCCGAUCAGAAAGCGCCACGUGUCCUCCAUAUAGGUGCCAUUUGGACCUAUGGAAAGAUGACACGUGGAGGGUGGACUCUUCUCCGUCCUACGUGGACUGAAGGUCCAACAGGGACUAUUCAGGUGGCGACACGUGUCAUCCAAAAGGUGCUUUAG
Chenopodium quinoa (quinoa) is the source of this 807-nucleotide messenger RNA. RefSeq lists its product as uncharacterized. The coding region runs from base 1 to 807 and encodes 268 amino acids. NCBI's taxonomy places the organism in Eukaryota, Viridiplantae, Streptophyta, Magnoliopsida, Caryophyllales, Amaranthaceae. The transcript is spliced from 3 exons. The record is from RefSeq and is a predicted model, not a curated record.